AUGACUGACCACCACAUCGAAGACUUUCCCGUCCGCGCGGUGCAGAAGCUGACUGCCAUGCUCACGCUCCCGCCCCAACACGGGCUCGUUCGGCCGACGGCCGGCUGGCAGGCCAGCCAGAGCGAAGCCGUCGCCAACCUCCCCCAGAGCUGCCGGCGUCCGCCCAUCGAGGGCGCCAACCCCAUCAAGCUCCUCAAGCGAGGGCUCAUGAAAAUGUCGGAGAAGCACUCACUCCCCCUGGUCCCCGACGCCGCCGUCCUGUGCCAGGCGCACAAGGAGCUCCACCCCUGGCGCAUGCGCAGCCUCUUCCUGCUGCUCGCCUCCGAGUGCGGCAUCCGGUCGGACCGCAUCCGCCGGCACCAGGGCUUCGACGGCAUCCCGCCGGCGCAGGACGUCCAGGACUUUGUGUACCGCAUGACGUCGAUCGCCGGCCUGUGGAUCGCGCCCGCCGACUUUGCGGCCCGCUUCGGGUUCCAGCCCGACGUGCUGCGGCCGCUCCGGUCGGGCUGCGAGGCCUGCAUGCUGGCCGUCGUCGGCGCACGCGCGCAGCUGCUCGUCGACCUGCGCGCCAACAUGCUGGCGCGCUCGAAACGGGGCCACGAGCCGGCCUUCUUGCGCUUCGUCGACGCCUGGAUCGAGUGGUUCGGCGACGAUGCGAGCGCCGUCUUUGCCGAGAGCCAGGCGCUGUCGGACCAGUUGCGGUCGAUCCGUCGCGAGAUGGGCCGCCGCCGCCGCGCGAAGAGGCGGCGUGCGCGACGCGAGGGGCGACGGCCUGACGAGGGCGGCGGCGGCGGCGGCAGCCAGAGGCGACGCGAGGACGAGACCACGCCCGAAGGGUACUCGCUGCCACGGCCGCCGCGGCCGUCGGACACGGCGAGGACGGCGCUCACGUGCACCGGCGACGUGCCCCCGUUUCCGGAGGCGCGCAUGACGGGCGCCCGGCACGGCUACGAAUCAGGAUCGUCGCAGGUCGCAGGCCAGCCACGACGUCGAGCCCCCGAGCCCACGGGCAACGCGUUCGCCGAGCGCGCGCACCGACGCGCAGACGACGAAGACGAAGACGAAGACGAAGACGACGGCGGCGACGACGAGGCCGGCCCCGCAUGGGCCAGCCAGGUCGGAAGCUACUACUUCGCCACGGACAACCACCCGGGCGCCCGCGCCGCCUGGGGCCAACCCGGCGGCAGCGCAUCCGCCGACGCGAUCCACCCGGCCUUCCAGGGCGCCCUCGCCGCGCCGUCUUCGGGCCCCGUUUCGGAAGCCGCGGCCUCGACAGCGUCCCGCCGUGUGCCGACCGAGUGGACGGACGUCACGGUGCGCACGCAACGCAGCCGCGUCUCGACCGUCGCAGGCCUCACGCGCGACGCCGUGGCUCCGGAUGCCGCUCCGCGCGCGGGCCGCGACGACGUGUCGGCGCUGCGCCGCCAGCUCGAGCAGGUGAGUCUCCAGACGGGCGCGUCGCCGGCGCCGUACGCGUCGAGCAGCGGCUACUCGACCGGCACGGGCGGCGCGGGCGGGCAGGAGAGGGAGCCGCCGGGGCGGACGAGGAGGAGGCGGGGCUCCUCGGCCGGGGACGAGUUGGCCAGUCGCCGGAACCACUUUCCUCCGCCUCCUGCGUCGCGGCGGCGGACCGUGUCGGAGGUGAGCGAGGCGACGGAGGGGACCGUGUUUGCCAUGUUCAUCCGGCAUCAUGAUGAGGUGCGGCCGGGGGACUCCAUCUCGACGGUCGGCGGUGGCGGGCGUCGGGCUGGGGGGCUCGGGGGGUUGACGCGGAGUGGAAGGUGA
Messenger RNA from Verticillium nonalfalfae, 1785 nucleotides. RefSeq lists its product as uncharacterized. The transcript is spliced from 2 exons. The record is from RefSeq and is a predicted model, not a curated record. The coding region runs from base 1 to 1785 and encodes 594 amino acids. NCBI's taxonomy places the organism in Eukaryota, Fungi, Ascomycota, Sordariomycetes, Glomerellales, Plectosphaerellaceae.